This is a messenger RNA of Anguilla rostrata (American eel), 3017 nucleotides long. RefSeq names its product hydroxycarboxylic acid receptor 2-like. The record is from RefSeq and is a predicted model, not a curated record. Gene Ontology annotation, cellular component: plasma membrane. The transcript is spliced from 2 exons. Gene Ontology annotation, molecular function: G protein-coupled receptor activity. The coding region runs from base 1236 to 2168 and encodes 310 amino acids. NCBI's taxonomy places the organism in Eukaryota, Metazoa, Chordata, Actinopteri, Anguilliformes, Anguillidae. Gene Ontology annotation, biological process: G protein-coupled receptor signaling pathway.
UGGCCUUUCAUACUAGGAAAGGAGGCAAGGAAGGAUAAGAUAACUGGAAUGCACCCCUGCAGGUACGCACGCCUGCCACUUAAAGGGAGGAGAACAGGAAGGGCGUGGUGUACGGACAAUGGCUUCAAUGCAGACCCGCCCAUAAACACGACUAAUCAACGGAGGAAAACACCAAUAAUAACAGCAUCACGUUAUAUCAGUCAUUGCCGACAAAUGACUCAACUAGGCCACUUCUGACAAGUAGCCUACUACCAUCGACGUUAAUUCUGUCAGUUGAACUACCGUUAACAUUUUUAGCAAUAGACUACAGCAACAAAAAGUCACGUCCAGAACAGUAGAAAACCAAGCUUAGUGGAUCUCAAGGGCAUUUUAUGAUUUUUUGACGAUGUCAGAAAGUGGCCAGCCAAAUGAUUACACACGGGCUGAUAAAGCUUCUUGAUAUCGGAGGUUCAGAAAAUGAAAGUCCUCCCCAGUAUUUUGUUCCCAUCGCUGGGAUUUGCUAAUUAGCGCCGCUCUUCAGCCAGGAGGGAGAGCUAAUUAGUGAAAUCAGCCGGCUGAGUUCAUCAGUGUAAGAAGCACAUGGCAGGACUUUUACUUUCUGACCCUUGCACAUCCAACCUGGUUGUGAUACAUUUUGCCAUUUUAUUGUAGCCUACCUUCGUGUGAAGUUGUUUGAUCGUCGCCACGCGGUAUUGUUCGGACCGGUUUAAAUCGAGUGAAAUUCCGCCCAGCCGCUAUGUCACCUACCGCGUGGUGGAGGUGUAUGUGUAGCCCCCCCAAAAAAAAGGCACGUGCGGCGACUUUUCUUGAGGUGGCCAGAAGUGCUUGGUCCCGGAAGGAAAACAAUUGCGUGAGACAGAGCAGGCUGAGUGUAGUCUGUACACAGGAACUGGGCGUGACCAGCAAACGCAAACACCCUCAGCCUCCGAGCCGAUCGGCAGUGGGCUCCUUCCUGGAGACAAGUGCCGUCUCCUUCCAGCGUACCGGAAUCUACAAGAGGGGAAAAGAAAUUCCUCACAUCUGGAAAAGGAAGACUGAUCUUCAGAAUAAAAUCUCACGUAUGGUGGAAUAUCCGGGUUGUCUGAAGGGGACGGUUCCUAGGCAAGUACGAUAUUAACACCUUUUUUUUUCUUUUGAAGAUAAAAAAAGCCCAGAUAAAACCUGCAGCCACUCGUCAGAAGAUGUUUUUCCCCUAGCAGGAGGACGCAGACACAGCGCAACAGUCUGCUCUGAGGAUGGAGAUCUCUGCGGUCAACAAGUCACUGCUCUCCAGAGUGCUGCCGCCUGUGCUGCUGCUGGAAUGCGUGCUGGGCAUGCUGGGUAACGGCGGGGCCCUCUGGAUCUUCUGCUUCUACGUGAAGCCCUGGAAGAGCAGCACGGUCUUCCUGUUCAACCUGGCUCUGGCCGACUUCCUGCUCAUCGUGAUCCUGCCGUUCCGCGCCGUCUACUACCUGAGCGGGCUGGACUGGGCUUACGGCGACGGCUUCUGCCGCAUCUCCCUCUUCAUGCUGGCCAUGAACCGCGGCGGCAGCGUCUUCUUCCUCACCGCCGUGGCCGUGGACCGAUACGUGCGGGUGGCGCACCCCCACCACCCCGCCAACUCCGCGCCCGUCUCCAGGAGCGUCUGCGUGGCCGCCGCCGUCUGGCUCCUCACCAUCUCGCUGGCGGCCCGCCUGCUGGCGGUGCCGGGCCAGGCCCAGAACUCCACGCUCUGCGAGUCCUUCGCCGCCGCCGGCAGCGGCUGGUACCACGCGGUGUACCUGCUGGAGUUCGCCGUGUCGCUGGCCGUCCUCCUGUUCUGCUCCGCCCGCGUGAUCGCCGAGCUGCGCCAGAGGGGCCUGGGCAACAACGCCAGGAUCAGGAGGGCCCUGUGGUGCCUGGCUGCCGUCAUGGCAACGUUCGUGGUCUGCUUCAUCCCCAGCAACGUCACGCUGCUGCUGAUCUGGGUGCAGACGCUGCGCGGGGUGGAGGGCAAACUCGGCUCUCUGGGCACCGUCUUCUACAUCACCGUCAGCCUGACCUACCUCAACAGCGUGCUGGACCCCCUGGUCUACUACUUCUCCAGCCCCGCCUUCAAGGCCCGGCUGAGCAGCAUGGCGAGGGCCCGCCCGUGGAGGAAGGAGCCGGCCGUCACGGACGGCGACGGAACCAGAGACUCCAAGAUCUAACGGCGGCUGAAGGCCACGGACCAGGAGAUGAUGUCAUGCAAGUCAGCGAGGCACUCUUUCCCUGCGUGGGGGAAAAAAAACCCCAGCAUCCCCAUCCGGUGUGAGGGCGUGGCGUAGGCUGGAAGGGCUUCUUUUUUGUUCUUUAUAAAUAUAAUAAUUACAGAGUUCUCAGAAGCUACACAUUUAGGUAUGCAGUGCCUAGAAAUACAAAGUAUGUGAAAUUAACAUUUAACUUAUCUGAUUACACCAUCUGCUCAGUUUCCUCCCUGUACUAAAUAUGAAACGACAAUAACGUCAGCCAGGAAAAGGAGAACAUGCUGUGUAAAAAUGUCAGUUUUCUUUCAUGCGCAGCUGGCUACCAAAAGCAAUCACAUGAGGUACAGUAUUUAUCACAGUAGCUGUGUCCCAGCAGGAAAUCAAACCUGCAACCUCUUAUUACACAACCGCACCUCCCUAAUCAUUAUGCAGCAGGGUCAAACUCAUAUUUGGAGAGCAGAAAUUAUCACUUUCACACAUCUUUAGUUAUUUUUAUGCUUAAAUUCCAAUGGUAUGAUACUCUGUGACAAAAUGUUGAAAUUGAUUUUGUUUGCAAAUAAAACCAUAGCGUUGUUAAUAUUAAAUAAGAAUAUAUAAUAAUAGAAUGACUGAAAAGCUGGUACAUCUCAUGCAUGAAAUGUACGGAACAUGUCCUGUUUCAAUUGGUUUCUCAAAUUUAAAGUUUUAUUUAUAGAAAACAGUUUUGAAUAUUACAGGUACAAACAGGUGAAACAGGUACUGCCAGUGUAAACAGUAAAGACCAGAACGGAGAGAGAGAGAGAGAGAGAGAGAGAGAGAGAGAUACAACAUAAA